Molecule: messenger RNA, 1713 nt
Organism: Dentiscutata heterogama
Lineage: Eukaryota; Fungi; Glomeromycota; Glomeromycetes; Diversisporales; Gigasporaceae
Source: the annotation of a GenBank genome assembly
AUGUCUAACUUAAUCGUAAAAAUUGAAAAUUUUUUGAUGAAAGAAACCUUCGAUGCUAUGUGUGGUGCGACAGUGGUUUAUUUGACAAUGGAAGACAGCACCGUGCCUCCAUAUAAUAUUGUUAGAGACUUGGCAGAUCGCGCGGUUAAUUCUGCAUUGACUAAAAUAGAAAAUCCCAAACGAAGAAUGAAAGUGUUAGAAAUUUUACCACAGGAUAGGGAAUCAACACCUGAUCAUGCGGGGGAGGAAAUAGAAGAGAAUCUUAAUCUGUUGAAGGAAAAGCUUAAUCAUCCUAUGAUAGAUACAGACGUGUCGUUAUAUGACGCUCUCAAGAAAAGGGUUAAUGAUAUAGAUCCUUCGGAUCUUUCGUGGGAAGAUCCAGAAGCGAGCAUGGUACUUAGUGAUAAUUCGAAUAUAGUGGAAAGCUUGGGGCCGAGACAGAAGCGUGUCUUUUUGGAACCGCGUGAAAAUAUGAGAUGUGCUCUUCCCGUUUCAGUUGCGUCCAAGUGUAAUGAGUUCGUGGAGAAUUUCAACAAAUCGGAUGAUUCAAGAGAGAUGGGGAAUGUUUUUCAUAAUAAAAGAUGGAAGGAAAGCGAAACCGAUCUAGUAAAAAUAUCAGAGCGUAUUUUAGGUGUUCUCAGUGAGAUAUGGAAUAAUCCGGCAUUUGCAACAAUAGUACCUUUACUUCGAGCUGCUCUAGGGGGUCUGCCAAAUGGUCGUAUUUGUUUAAGUACUGCAGAACGCCAGAGUUUGGCAAGUAAGGCGCGCAGAAACAUUGGAACAAGUAAAGAGCGAAUGGGAAAGAAGCCUGAUGUUAUGGUAUUAGAGGAGUACGAAAAGAAAAUAAUUGAGAUUUUAUAUGUUGAGUGUUCACGUAUCGUCUGCGAUGCCACGAAAAAAGCAGAUGAUGAUACAAAGCUUUGGAGAGAAACAUUAGAUGGUGUAAGCUUUGUAAGCGCGGUAUGUAGACCAACUAGUAAUCAGUUCGGUAUUGUUGGGAUUCAGGUAGGUGGUGAGAGCAUAUACUUGAAUGUUUUGGUAAAAGAUGCAGGUGGAAUACCUAGGUAUUUCCAUCUUGAUCAUGCAGAAAUACCCCUGUCAUCAAACACAUCAUGGAGAGUAAAACCCCUUAUACGAUUACUGUUGACUUUGAGGAAUAUAUUAAUUGUAAACAAAAGUUUACUCAUGCAAGCAUUAGAGCAAGCUAGUAGUCAUCCACCCCGAAACGUUAAUCCAAGUCCAACUGUCUCUUCACCGCGUAGAGAAGAAGCGGAACAAAAAAGAUCCAGGAAGAAUAUAACUUCACAAUCACUUAUUUCACCGUCAAUUAAAAAUCACUCUGGUGAAGAUGAUAGCACUAACUCUGUAAAUCUAGAGCAGACACAAAGUGCUAUUUCUCCCGAAGUUAAUUCUAAUAAUAUUUCUGAACAGACAGAUGAUACAUCUGAAAAUGCACCAAAUUCUGAUUCAAAAACUCAUCAAAAUCCAGACUUAUCUUUAGAUAAUCAAAAUGCUUCCUCGACAGAAUUAGAAAAGCUGAUGCCACUUCUAUUACUAUGUAAUGCAAAUAGUGUGACCAAUGGUCACGAUCGAGAAGAGAUUAUACCAUCACUAUUACCAUCUGAUGCAAAAACUGUGACUAAUGAUCACGAUCAAAAUAAUGUUUAUAUAAACUCUGUUAAUAUCUCUGAAUGUCAUUUCUUCCAAAAAUGA